Molecule: messenger RNA, 7611 nt
Organism: Sebastes umbrosus (honeycomb rockfish)
Lineage: Eukaryota; Metazoa; Chordata; Actinopteri; Perciformes; Sebastidae
Product: SREBF chaperone
Exons: 23
Coding region: 586-4407 (1273 amino acids)
Biological process (GO): SREBP signaling pathway
Cellular component (GO): Golgi membrane; endoplasmic reticulum membrane
Molecular function (GO): protein binding; sterol binding
Source: RefSeq, a predicted model, not a curated record
ACUGUGUUACCUUCAUCACAAUGCUCAAAUGUUUUGCGGCCUAAAAUGUCUCUUUUGAUAGUAAAGGUUGCUGACCCCUGCUGUAGACCAAUAAAUAAAACACAUUAAUCACAGGGUCUGCUGACAUUUGGCUGAGAGAAUAACAAGAUGAUUAUUUCCAACCCAAAUGCCCCUGAAUGCAUUUUGAUUGAAUAAAAUCUAAUAAAAAUGGUGUAAAACAUCAUUAUCCAUAUGCACACUAGAGGUCGCCCUUGUCCUUUGCUCUGCACACACUCUGCAGGGUGAGAGGUCGAAGUGGAGAGGUCUCUCUCUCUCUCUGGAAUUUGACAACCAGUAGAUGUGAAACACUUGCUCCUCCUUGCAUGUCAGCAUCCUCGACUCGAGGCACACAAGAUAGCCUUUAGCUAAUCUCCAAAAACAAAGGACUAACACGUCGAGCUGCUCGUCUGUUUCUCCAGUAAACCCACAGCAGCAACUACAUCUGAGGAUCUCUGAAGUUUGUGCAGGUCCCUGGAUGCCCCACGGCGCACCGUCCUCGGCCGCGCAGUGCUUCCAAAUGGCCGGGAGUUGACCCCACCCACCAGGAUGACGCUGCGCGAGCAGCUGAGAGAGAAGAUCUCGGCGGCUUUCUACCGCCACGGGCUGCUAUGUGCCUCCUACCCAGUACCCAUCAUCCUCUUCACCUCCGCCAGCAUCCUCACCUGCUGCUAUCCGUUAUUGAGGCUUCCCCUGCCUGGGACGGGUCCUGUGGAGUUCACCACAGGGGUGCGAGACUACAGCGUCCCUUCCCAUGAGCCUCAGGGAGACCUCGGAGAACGGCCCGACUGGUACCGGGGUCCUCCGGUUGCCUACAUCCAGCAGGUGUUGGUGAAGGCGGCGGUGUCUCCGUGGGACAGCAGCCUGGUGCCGGUGGACGUGUUUCGGUCGCCGCUGGGUCGAGCUUUCAGCCUGCUGGAGGAGAUCCGCAACCACGUCCACUCUGACAGCUCUGGGGUUCGCAGUCUGGAGACGCUGUGUCUCCAGGUGACAGACCUGUUUCCAGGGUUACGGCGGAUGCAGUCGGUGCUGCCAGAGCACGGCUGCCUGCUCGUUUCUCCCGGCAACUACUGGCAGAACCAGCGGGAGCUGUUUGACUCUGACCCCGACCUCCUCAAGACCAUUCAGAAACAUGAGCCGAAAGGCCUGCACACCUCAGCCACGCUGCGAGACCUGCUGUUUGGCGUCCCUGGAAAGUACACUGGGGUCAGUCACUACAACAGGAAGAGGGUGGUGACAUACACAAUCACUGUAGUGCUGUCCAGCUAUGAUGCAAGGUUCCUGGGCAGCAUGCGGGCCCGACUAAAGCAGCUCCACCCGUCAGCCAACUGCAGCCUGAGAGACGACCACAUGGUUCACGUCCACUUCAAAGAGGAGAUCGGCAUCGCUGAGCUCAUCCCCCUCGUCACCACAUACAUCAUCCUUUUUGCCUACAUCUACUUCUCCACACGUAAGAUUGACAUGGUGAAGUCUAAAUGGGGUCUGGCUCUGGCUGCUGUGGUCACAGUCCUCAGCUCUCUGCUCAUGUCUGUGGGACUGUGCACGCUGUUUGGACUGACACCCACGCUCAAUGGAGGGGAGAUUUUUCCUUACCUGGUGGUGGUGAUCGGCCUGGAGAACGUCUUGGUCCUAACCAAGUCUGUGGUAUCAACCCCCGUCGACCUCGAGGUCAAACUCCGCAUUGCUCAGGGCCUUAGUAAUGAGAGCUGGUCUAUCAUGAAGAACAUGGCCACUGAACUGUGCAUCAUCCUCAUUGGAUAUUUCACUCUGGUGCCAGCUAUCCAGGAGUUCUGUCUGUUUGCUGUGGUUGGCCUGGUGUCUGACUUCUUCCUGCAGAUGUUCUUCUUCACCACAGUGCUGUCUAUAGACAUCCGGCGCAUGGAGCUGGCUGAUUUGAACCGCCGCCUGCCAGCCGAAGCAGGACUACCGCCACCAAAGCCCGGCCUGCUGCGUCCACGCGAGGUCCCCCCUCCCCCACGGCCCUCCCCCCACACAAUCACCCUGCAGACCCCGGCCUUCAGGAACCUGAGGCUUCCCAAGAGGCUGCGUGUGGUGUACUUCCUGGCCCGCACGCGCCUGGCUCAGCGCAUCAUCAUGGUUGGCACGGUGAUCUGGAUCGGCAUCCUUGUCUACACCGACCCAGCUGGAAUACGCACCUACCUUGCAGCACAGGUGUCUGAGCAAAGCCCCCUGGGAGAUCCCGGAGGAGGCGGUCUGCCCCCUCACCUCGGGGUGGCCCCCGUCUUCCGUGGAGGAGAUCCUACCAGCACCCUCAGCAUCCACCCCCCACCAGAUCCAACACCCUUACCUGAGAACCAGUCACAGGGACACCAUGGCUCCGCCAGGGCGGGGCCCCUCCCCCAGGCCCCACCCCCCGCUGUACCCCAGAUCACCUGGGGAGCAGAGGAUGAGGAGGGCUGGAGGAGGCUCUCCUUCAGGCACUGGCCAUCGCUCUUCAGCUACUACAACAUCACUUUAGCCAAGAGGUACAUCAGCAUCCUGCCUGUCAUACCCGUCACCGUUCACCUGAGCCCCCAGGAGGCCAUUGAGACACGUCACCCUCAGGACACGAGACACCCCCCUCCAUCCAUUCCCAAGGUCUCUGCAGAUCUACAGACGGACCUCACCCUCUACAAGGUGGCAGCUCUGGGCCUGGCGGCGGGCGUCCUGCUGGUUCUGCUGCUAUUCUGUCUCUACCGAGUGCUCUGUCCACGUAACUACGGCCAGAACGGUGUCUCCCACGGGCGCCGGCGCCGAGGGGACCUGCCCUGUGACGAUUACGGCUACUCGCCACCGGUCAGCGAGAUCUCACCGCUGCUGCUGAGGGGCCAUAGUAUGGACAUCGAGUGUUUGGCCAGUGACGGGAUGCUGCUGGCUAGCUGUUGCCUGGCAGGACAGAUUCGGGUUUGGGACGCCCAGACUGGUGACUGUUUGACCGUCAUCCCAAGCCACGGGCUCAGACGGAGCAGCAGCAGUGGCUGCUGGGAGCAGCGGGAUGGCUGGGACAACGUUAGCGGACCCGCAGACUCAGAUUGUUUAGGCUCUGAAGCCUACGGCCCCUCCAUCACAGGUGAUGGCCUAUCAGAGGAAGACGGCUACCCGCUGAGACGCCGCACCGCUCCCACGCGGCCAACGCUAUUCAACGACCAGCCCGAUCUCACCCCUCUCAUUGACACUAACUUUGCCUCCCAGCCCCCCUCCCACCUCUGCACCCCACCCAGGGAAGGCUUUGACUUUGGAGGUUUGGUGGAGCGUGCCUACACAGAGCACGAACCCCCCUCACCCUCCGCCUACCCCUCUCCUUCCUCAGCUUCCUCCUCGCCGCCUUCAGGAGUUCAGCUCCAGAGAAGACCCAGCUUAGGGGAUGCAGCCGCCUUCUUAACCCAAGAUAGAGCCUCCACAGCGGCGACGCAGGCGACCGCAGACUGGGAAAGCUCUGUCUGGGCCAUGGAGCUGAGAGGAAAUCUAAUAGCUGCUGGGAGGAGCAGCGGUAAACUGGAGUUGUGGGAUGCAGUGGAAGGGUCGUUACGCUGCAUUAAUGAAGACGGAGUCUCUGGGAUCACAGCUCUAGCCUUCCUCAACAACAGAAUCGUAGCGGCUCGGCUGAACGGGUCUCUAGAUUUCUUCACUGUUGAGAUACACAAACCUCUGGGUCUGCUGCAGUACAGAGGUGCACCUGGGCGAGGCAGCAUGCCUCCCUCUCCCUGUUACAGCAGCGAAGAUGUGAUCAGCUGCCAGCUCACACGCUCGGUACAGUGUGCUCACCAGAAGCCGAUCACGGUGCUGCGAGCGGCCGCCGGGAGGGUCGUCACCGGUAGCCAGGACCACACUGUCCGGGUUUAUCGUCUAGAGGACUCGUGUUGCCUCUUCACCCUGCAGGGUCACUCUGGAGGGAUCACAGCCAUCUACAUAGACCAGACGAUGGUCCUGGCGAGCGGCGGGCAAGACGGCGCCAUCUGCCUGUGGGACGUCCUGACAGGGAGUCGUGUCAGCCAUGUUUACGGUCACCGUGGCGACGUCACCUCACUGGUCUGCACCACCUCUUGUGUCAUCAGCUCGGGACUGGAUGACCUCAUCUGUAUUUGGGACCGAAGCACCGGGAUCAAGCUCUACUCCAUACAGCAGGAGGUGGGUUGCGGGGCCAGUCUGGGAGUGAUCUCCGAGUCUCUCCUGGUGACGGGGGGUCAGGGCUGCGUCUCAUUCUGGGACCUGAACUUCGGCGACCUGCUGCAGACGGUGUACCUGGGCCAGAGCAGCGACGGCCAGGGCGUCCGGCAGCUGCUGGUGCUCGACAACGCCGCCAUCAUCUGUGACUUUGGCAGCGAGCUCAGCCUGGUGUACGUGCCCUCUGUGCUGGAGAAACUAGACUGAGGAGAAACGGCAGUCGUUGGUGUUGGUGGGAACAAAAAAAACAUGCACUCAGAACAUCCUUUUUUCCCCUUCAUCAUUUCGACUUUCCCUGUUUUUUUUUUGCUUUCUUUUGUUGUUUCUGACACCCAAAGGAGACGUGAUCAUAAGACUGCUUUCCAUGUGCAUACAAGGCUCCUUUUUUUAUGUUUUAAGUACAAGCCUGGAUGUAAUGAGAUAAAAAAGCUGAGGACUGAUUGUGCAACCUGCUGCAUUAUAUCGGAGGGGGGUGACAGACCCUUGAUUCUGAAUUAUUGACAUUUACAAGGGUCACGAGGUCCGUUCAAGAAAAGCUGGAUGUUUCUCACUUAAAGAGGAUCCACCAGUCACCAGUUUGUGCUUUUUUUUAUGCGUGUUUGUUUUGUGGCUCUGCCCUCUAUGCUGCUUAUACGGGUGGGGCUUCACUGUGACCCCACCCGCCCAGAGGAAGAUAAAACUGUCUCCUUAUUUUUUAAAUAUUCCUGCUGCCUCUUUUGCUUGACGGCAAAGUGCAGCCACGGCGAGCUCUACGGCCUGUUCGGAUGAGCUGCGCAGUUAUAAAUGUGUGUGUGUGUGUGUGUGUGUUGGAGACUGAAUGAAUCUAGGCCCUUUUUAUGGCAAAACACUGCUGAGAACAAAAAAUUAUUGUGUGAAGUAUGUGUGUGAGGGAGAACUGAUGAUUACUGUAUAAAGUAAACCUCUAUAGGAGGCUGUUUUUAUAUGUAUAAAUCUAUUAUUUAUUAGCGAUACAUUUUUUUGGAUAACAGUUUGUUUAUGAAUGGCUAAUCCCGGUUCUUAAACGAGAAUAUUACAAUGUGGAAAUAAUGACAUAAAUGUAAGAUGGUGAUUAUUUGUUUGGCGGGGGUUGGGGAGUCGGUUAUAAAAACGAUUAUUUGUAAUGUUGAACUGGAAACACUGAAGUGUUUGUUGUGAUGGAGUUUGGGGGCUGUAGCAAAAAAAGGUUUUCGCCCCGCCUCGGCCUCUGAUUCUGGGGUUACUGAUGCUGUACGAGGGGCCCCUGCCUGCGUGCUACACAUUCAUCAGGCUACCUCCAUUUUCUAAACUGCUUGAAUUUUGGAUGAGAAUACUGACUUUGUGUUUACAUAGGCUGUCCUAUUUUUUCUUUUUUUUAUAAAUUGUGCCCUUUAGAGAUUUUUUUUUUUUUACUGUAACUGGUUCAACUUUUUUUUCAAUCCUGGAGAUUUUCAUUUUGGCCACAAAUAAUAAUAACAAAGCUUACUUCCAGUACAUCUUGUUGCCAUGUUGCUGAUGCAAACUUCACUGGAGUUUGUCUUAAAACCUGUCUGCUGCUUUCUGCUGCCAGUCAGUGAAAAUAUGAAAAAAUUGGCAGUUAAUAUAUCCUAACCUCUUUUCAAAACGUGGCUGUUUUAUGCCCCUAUAAGCUACUAAUACAUAACAAUAUAUACACAGAUGCUCUCGUUGUGGGUAUGUUUUUUAGACUAUUUGAGAGAAAUAUCACUUUUGCCAAAUUAAGUAAUGGAAUUGUUUAGAGCUGGCUGGUGAUUAAUUCAUUAUCCUAAAAUCUGAAACUGUUUAGGACCUGAUGUAUUUACAUUUAAACAUUUCUUUGACUCUUAAAAAAUUACUUUGACAGGUACACACAACCCAAAAGGUCUGUCAUAUCAUGUCAGCACACUGUGCUCCCGCAAUCAUUUCUUAUUCACCGUUACCGCUACUGUGCAAAGUUUUGAUUAAUCAUAGAUCUUCAUGAGGCGGAAAACAUUUCCACAAGCUUCACAUUAUAUACAUUACUCCAAACGCGGUUUUAUACGUGGAAACUCUGUCACGGGUGACAUUAUUGGAGGGUGAAAGCAAUAUGUAUACAUCAUGCGACGCUCGUGGAAAUGCUUUGCACCUGAUAAAGAUCUAUGUUUGAUUGAAAUGUAGCACAGGAACAGUGUGCUGAUUGAUUUUUUUUUAGGCUUCAAACUCUGAUAUAAAUGACAUUGGUUGGUUUAAAAUGAAUUGGGCAGAUCUAAAGAAUAUACUGGGAUUGUACUGUAUAAUUGAUUAAUUUGGUAGGAUGGUUAAAAAGCCAACACUAGUGUUUCACCUUUUCAUAGGUUUAACAAACAAUACGAUAAUUUUCUCAUUAAGCUAUUACAUUUUUUAUAAUCUCCACUGACCAUUUCUGCAUGAAAUAUUAAUUUGCUGACCCUCACAAUCAGAUGUAUGAUGAAAUGAUUAAUUACAAUUAACUGCCACUAGUCUGUACCCAAAAUCUAUUACAUUAUUUGAUAAAGUAAUAAAAGUAGCAAUCAAUUGUGGGACAUAUAACCCCUUGUUUGGCUCUCUAGUCAGCGCUUGAACUUUAACUUUAACUGCUGAAAGAAUGUAGUCCUUCAGGUUUAAAAGGCUUGUACCCGACACCAACAACACACAGAAUGUAUUUUCUCCAGAUCAUCCACCAUCUACUGUAUCUCUAUCAUCUACUGAAUGUAGUCCCAGAAAGAGUGAAGAACAAAUCCGUUAAAAAAAAAUAAACUACUAAGGACUACGACUAAAUAUCCUUCACAGUAUCGCAUCGCAACACUAAUUCAAUGCACUUCUUCUAACCCUCUCUGUCGCACAUGCUCCCACACGUUAAGCACGUGUGGACUUUAGCUAGACUUGCAGCACGAGUAGUAAACACGUACACAUUGUCGAGGUCACGGAGUUACAGGUGUGGUUUAACUGGGAUGCAGAGACCAAGUAGUUCCCGUUGUAAACAAAACAAGCAGCUGAUGAUCUUCAUUGAUAUUAUUUACUUGCAUCCCUCAGAAGCCAGACUUGUGACCUGACCCUGUAACCUGUUAAUUUAUUAGCUUUGUGUUUUCUGUUGUUAACUGUAGUUUGAGAAGCUUUAGAAAUGGUAAAAUGUUUGUUUUUUUGAUACUUCUGUUUUCUAACAAUGUGAAUUUGAUUUAAAGCAAAAGUUGGACGUUUUGGGAAAUAUGCUUAUUUGCUUUCUGGGAGAGAGUUAAAUGAGAAGAUGGAUACCAAUCUGUUUUAAUAUUAAGAGGUUACUUGCAGCUACCAGUCGCUUAGCUUAGCAAUAAGACAGAAGGCAGGAGAAACGGCUAACCCGACUGUCAGAUGGUUACAGAAUCCACAAACCAGCAACUUCAAAGCUCGCUAAUUAACACAUUUAUCUUUUGUUUCAUCGAUCUGUACAAAACAGUGAAUUGU